AUGUCAUUCGGAGGAGAAAUAGCUGAUAGUGCAAUAUUCCAGGAUUAUCCGCUUUGGAAGCCUUCUCUGGAGCGGGUAUCGGAAGACGUCAACGAAGUGGAUGCCUGGGAUCAACUGGUGCGUAUUUUGGAGUCGGUGGUUUUUGGAUAUUCCAACGACGGUACAAAACCAAAACCUCCGCCAGAACUCUUGAAGAGUGUUACUCUUGUCUUUGACUCUUUUCUGGGGCGUUUCCCGCUUUUCUUCGCGUUUUGGAAGAACUACGUGGCAGUGUCGUACCAGCUCGAAGGUCUCUCUGCUGCUAUCAAGGUUUUUGACAAGGCACUGAGCCUCGCACCUUAUUCGCUGGAUAUCUGGUCUGACUACCUGUCUGUGAUUGUGGCAAACAAGGCAUUGCCAGUAGAAGCCAUACGGGCGGCCUUCGAAGAGGCCUGUUCCUCGGUAGGAAGACAAUAUCUGUCCCAUCCAGUUUGGGAUGCCUAUCUUGAGUGGGAGGCCUCGGAAUCCGGAGAAAGCUCGUCGGAGUGUCUAGCUAUUAUCCUCAGACUCUUGGAGCUGCCCUUACACCAGUAUGCGAAAUAUUUCACGCGAUUCUACGAGCUCAAGCCGUACUUUGCGAUCACGGACCUAAUUCCGGCAGACAGGCUCGCCACGUUGACAGCGACACCUAUAGAUGCGCUAGAUGUGGAUACGAGUGCGCAGAUCAUUGAUGAUUAUUUUAAUGCACUUUUCGAGUCCACUCAGAAGGGUACCAACGAACGGUGGGCGUAUGAGUCUGCCAUCAAGGAGUUCGACUUUAGCCUCAACGAGGUGCCAGCAGCUGAGCUGGCAGCCUGGGAGGCUUACCUUGACUACGAGGAGCUCAAUGGAAUCACCGAUCAGAUUCGGUGUGUAUACGAGCGUGCGUUAGUGCCGACAGCUUCAUCGGAGGUUAUUUGGAAGCGGUAUCUGCGCUGGCUACUCAAGACUUCAACGGACCAUGAAGAUCUUGAGGCUGUUUUCAAAAGAUGUCACAUUUUCGUUCCAGAGGACAAGCCAGAAGUUCGCUUUAUGUUCGCUCGGUACCACGAGAAAUUAGGUGCCUUGGAUGCAGCAAAGGCUGUCUACCUCUCCUUGCUGGGCAAAGGUGUCGGUGUAGCUAAGUAUCUUGGAUUCUUGGAGAGGACCAAGGAAGAGAAGGUUUUUCGCGACGGUUGUGAUGCUCUCAUCAACUCUCUGUAUCCAGAACAGCCGAAAAAGAAGGCAAAGACCAACUCCAAUGGGGCGCGUCUCGCGAAAGAUGCCGACUUCGUGGAGCUCCAAAACACAUUAACGGAACAAACGAGUGCUAUGGCAGUGGUGUAUGUGGCACGCUACAGAAGAGAGCGUGAGAACUCGCGAGAUUGUCGCAAUUUCUUCACUGCCCACUAUAAGCUGCCUGCUCUUCGCAGUUGUACGGCAUUCUGGACUCUGUUCUUCGAUUUCGAGGCUUCCCAGAGAAAUACAGCCAACAUGUACAACAUUUUGGAAUAUGUGUGCGCUCAGGGUCAAAUCCCAAUUACCACAAUCAAUGAGAUGAUUAGGCGAUAUCUGCAGAUCGUUUCCAGAUGCGUUGGUGUGAGUGUUUUGGCCAGCUCGAGACUGGAUCUCGUCAAGCUGUUACUUGAAACGGACUCUGAGGCGCCCACGCAUGCGCGUCACUUCUUGAAGCAGCGGUUAUCCCAGCAGGGCGAUGAGCCUGUGGAGAAACGGCUGGCCGCUGAAAACGGACACCCAGGAAUUGUUGUUGAGAAGCGGCCAAGAUUAGUCAAUCCGGUGGAUCCCUUGAAUGUUUUUGAGGUUCAAUCUUUGCCCAACUUCAAACAUGCGGAAAAAGCUACGGCACCGAUUGUGUAUCCUGAUGUUGAGAGUGUUUGA
This is a messenger RNA of Kuraishia capsulata CBS 1993, 1896 nucleotides long. RefSeq lists its product as uncharacterized. The transcript has a single exon. The record is from RefSeq and is a predicted model, not a curated record. Gene Ontology annotation, cellular component: commitment complex; U2-type prespliceosome; U1 snRNP. Gene Ontology annotation, molecular function: protein binding. Gene Ontology annotation, biological process: mRNA 5'-splice site recognition; RNA processing. The coding region runs from base 1 to 1896 and encodes 631 amino acids. NCBI's taxonomy places the organism in Eukaryota, Fungi, Ascomycota, Pichiomycetes, Pichiales, Pichiaceae.